Arabis nemorensis is the source of this 327-nucleotide messenger RNA. Lineage: Eukaryota; Viridiplantae; Streptophyta; Magnoliopsida; Brassicales; Brassicaceae. The record is from the annotation of a GenBank genome assembly.
AUGGAUUCUUUAAGAGGCCAAGGUGGGAUUCAAAUGCUUUUAACUGCUGAACAAGAAGCUGGUCGGAUCGUUUCGGCUGCUAGGACCGCAAAACUAGCAAGAAUGAAGCAAGCGAAAGACGAGGCUGAGAAAGAGAUGGAAGAGUACCGAUCCCGUCUAGAAGAAGAGUACCAGACACAAGUUUCUGGGGCGGAUCAAGAAGCAGCUGCAAAACGACUAGACGAGGAGACAGAAGUCAGGAUUCAGAACCUUAAGGAUUCUGGUUCAAAGGUCUCCAAGGAGAUUGUCAAGAUGCUCAUCAAGUAUGUUACCACUACUGGAGCAUGA